Molecule: messenger RNA, 2966 nt
Organism: Bombyx mandarina (wild silkworm)
Lineage: Eukaryota; Metazoa; Arthropoda; Insecta; Lepidoptera; Bombycidae
Gene: Slmap
Product: Sarcolemma associated protein
Molecular function (GO): protein binding
Source: RefSeq, a predicted model, not a curated record
UGACCGAUUUAUUCGCCCAUUUCGUAAGUUCCUCAUUCAAACCAUAAUUUAGAAAAACGCCUUGCUUAAAGGAGAGGAUAAUUUUUAGUAAUUGUAUUAAAUCGGACAUCAAUACCCAGUCUGUUUUAUUUAUUCGCGUUUAUAUCGAGUGCUGUAUUUUGUGUAACAAAUUUAAUUGGAAUGUUGAAGUGCUGUCGUGUGGUCGAAACGAAAAGGAAAGGAAUCAAGUUUCAUAAAUAAAGAUGUUUGCAUAAUUGCUAUGGUAUUUACAACUUCAAUAAGUAUUGCUUUUAGAGAUUGCUUUAAACAUAUCCACCAAAAUGGCAGUGUUUAAAUGUUGUCACCUUUCACCUAAUAACAAGUGAUUAUUAUUUGGAAUCAGCCGUUUACUUACUGUGGUAAAUCUGCCUCAACGAAGCACGAAUGCUGGCUUUGAAGACCUUAAUGUGCCAUGGUGAUAGCAAAGAGUAAAAAAGUUAAACCACAAAUGUACACAAUUAAAAAGAAUAUGGAUUACAACUGGACAAAUGUGCCUGAACAGUCGAAAAAGCAAGAUGCUGGAGUUCCGAGGGCAAUCCUAACGCCUCAUGCAAAUUCUUUACCCUUUGAAGAACGACAUGUGACAGUGGAUGAAACAGUCAGAAUUGGUCGUAAUGUCUACCGUGCAGCGGCGAGUCCUACUAACGCCAUAUUCGAAUGUCGGGUUCUGUCGAGGCAGCAUGCCACACUGUACUACGAAAAGGGACACUUUUACCUUGUGGACAACAAGAGCAGUAAUGGCACUUUCAUCAAUAACAACCGCUGCAACGAACACGAACCGAACGAGGUGUUCUCCGGUGACGUCGUCCAGUUCGGAAUACCGGUCGUCGAGAACGUUAGCAACUCUGAAAAGAAUACGUUUCCACCGGUCAUCGCUCAUCUAAAGCUUUUUCAUCCGGACGACGAGGAGGCGAAGCUUUCGUACAAUCCCACCAUGAUCACGCCGCUGCACCUCAAGGAGUUGUACCAACUUAACAAUUUCGUGCAGGAGGCGAUACAACGCGAGGCGUCCCUGGAGAAUCGUUUGCGCACGUUACGCGAGUGCGUGGAGCGCACGAGAGCAGAAGCGCAGGCCUCGUGGGAGUUGUUUGUGGGCGAACAACGGCUUCUAAUGCGGGUGCACACUCUCGAGUCCAUGCUGUCUGUCGGGAAGCAACCGGACGAGCAACAUCUCACGCAGCUACUCAACGACAAGAGGAACUAUCAGAAAGUGGCGCAGGAAAGUCUUCGAGCGGCGCACGAGCAGCGGCUCGCGCUGGAGGAGUCGCUAGAGCGACGCAGUCGGGAGGCGGCCGCCCUGCACCACCACAACUGUGCGCUGCGACUCGCCGCCAACAACGCGCUCGCCGAGCUGCAGAAGCUGGCAGCGAGAUGCGAGCGUAAGAUGUGCGCGGCGCGGCUCGCCAUCACAGCCGCCGAAGAACGAGAGAAAGCUGUGAGGAGCCAACUACCUCUCGCUUAUUCAGUACAAAACGGCGAGACGAAGAUGUUGGUGCUGAGUACGGACAGCAACAAGCUACAGGAGCCGAAACGCAGCGCCACCCUCGAGGAAGCCGUCCGGGCCCUUCCUGAUUACGUCAAGAUGCUGCUGCCGCAACAACUACUGAAUAAGGUCGGUAUAAAAAUAGUCUCGGCCGACGGCAAGUCCGCUAAAGAAUUCGAAUUGAUACUCAAGAAGAACAAUGCCUAUAACUCUGAAAAUAAAGAUACAGAAAAACUAGAAGCCGAAGAGGACGGCGUCGGUGGCAGCUGCGAAGAGAAAUCCAACGAGCCUGACUCCUGUACUGACGACGAGAAACAAUCCCGAUUGAAUCACGAACCCGGACACGAGGAGAGGUCUAGUCCGCUGGACGGUGAGCUGUGCCCAGACAACAACGCUAAUUCCACAUACACUGAAACUAGUAACCGAGAGGAUUCGCCCAGUAAGGCCGAAGCUGAGUACGCGAACUGCCUCCGCGUGAUGGCCGGCCUCAACGGGGAGAUUCGGACGUUGCGCGAGCGUUUGAGCGCCGCGAACGCGGAGAACGAGCAGCUGCUCGCGAUUCGCGACGAGUUGCUCGCCGCGCAGCCGGAGCGCGCCGACCCGCCCGCCGACGGCGACGACGCGGCGCAGUACCGCGCGCGCCUGGCCGACCUGCAGGCUCAACUCACUCGUUCGACGGUAGCCGAAGAAGCGAACCUUGCCGAAAUUCAACGUUUGGCGUCGAACGCGGCCGAGAUGCAAGCCGAGCUAGCCUUCCGGCCGACGCGUUCCGACGUCGAUGACUUGACCUCCGUUAUUGAAAAGCUGCGCGCCGACCUCAUGGUCAAGGAUCAACAAAUCGAGCGGCUCCUGGCGGGCGCCGACCGGGACCGGGCCGCCGCGGACAAGGCCGUCGAGACGACACGAUCCCUCGAGGACCUCGGCGGGAUCGACGACGACUGCGCCGACCGAAGCGUCGACGCCGGGAAGAUAUCCGCCGAAAUCGACGAGAUGUUCCGGCUCGACUUUGAUGACGACGAAGAUGACGAAACCGACUCGGUCGCCACCGUCGAAACGAACCGGGAGGAGGUCGGGGAGCGCACGCGGCUGUCGGACGAGCAGCGGCUGCAGGUGACGCUGCAGAACGGGAGCCUGCACGCGCUCGAGGAGGAGCUGGUGCGCGCUAAGGAGCGCUGGGCCGAGGAGAGCUGCGAGCGCGCCCGGCUGGCGGCGCAGCUGGCGGCGCUGCGCACCAAGUCUCCGCUGCAGACGCCCGUGCUGGCGCUGGUCGCCCCGCUGCUGGCCGCCGCGCUGUACUGGCUGCUGCUGCCCUACAUCUCCUGAUGGACGGCCACGUGGGACCCGCCCGGGUUCGCCUAGCCCCGCGCCACCUCUACCCGUCCCCCCCUCCGAAUCUUUGCUCAUUCUCUUUGUGCCCGUUUCGACUAUAUCGGUCGCGUCGACA